AUGACAAAUGCCCUGUUGCAAGUCUUCUCCUGCUCCAUGUGUCCGCUGUCCUAUAAAUCUCAAGUUUACCUCCAUAAACACACCAGGAGAUGCCACUCUGAGGAAUGUGUAACACCAACAGGAAAAGGAGAAAAUAAAUAUGACAAUCUGAUUCCCACACCAACCUCCAAUAUUCAUCAAACAUCCCGUGGUUCUGUCACUACAAAAGCCUCUAGACAAAAGCAGAAAAGAGAUCACCUCUGUAAAGAUUGUGGGAUGAGAUUUAAUGACAGAAGCAAUCUCAGAAAGCACCAGCGCAUUCACACAGGAGAGAAACCGUAUCACUGCUCACAGUGUGGAAAGAGUUUUUGUCACCACAGUACUCUCCAAAGACAUCGACGCAUCCACACAGGAGAGAAGCCACAUCACUGCUCAAAGUGCGAGAAGAGCUUUGCGCAAAUAUGUAAUCUCCGACGGCACCAGCACAUCCACACAGGAGAGAAACCCUACUCCUGUCCACAAUGUGGGAAGAGUUUUACUUACAGAGACAAUCUAAAAAUGCACCAACGCAUCUACACAAGAGAGAAUGUAUAUCACUGCUCACAGUGUAGAAAGAUUUUCAAUCACCAGAGUAAUCUCCAGCAACACCAGCGUGUUCACACGGGAGAGAAUCUGUUUAGCUGUUCAGAGUGCGGGAAGAGCUUUCUCCACCAGAGUCAUUUCCAAACACACCAGCGCAUUCACAGAGGAGAGAGGCCUUAUAAGUGUGUAGAGUGUGGGAAGAGUUUUGCUCAGCACAGUUAUCUCCGACAACACCAUCGUAUUCACACGAGGGAGAAGCCGUAUUCCUGUUCUUUGUGUGGGAUGAGUUUUACAAAACAGGGUCACCUACAAACACACCAGCGCAUUCACACAGGUGACAGACCGUAUCGUUGUUCACCCUGUGCAAAGAGUUUUACUCACCACAGUUCUCUCCAGCAGCACCAACAUAUUCACACAGGAAAGAAGCCUUACCACUGCUCACAGUGUGAGAAGAGUAUCACUUGGCCUAGCACUCUACAGUACCACCAGCACCUUCAUGCAGGAGAGAAGCUCUAUCACCAUAUUUAA
Neoarius graeffei (lesser salmon catfish) is the source of this 1089-nucleotide messenger RNA. Its product is annotated as zinc finger protein 501-like. Bases 1 to 1089 code for a protein of 362 amino acids. The record is from RefSeq and is a predicted model, not a curated record. The transcript has a single exon. Lineage: Eukaryota; Metazoa; Chordata; Actinopteri; Siluriformes; Ariidae.